CCGCAUGAAAUCGAGACAGCCGGUAUACUUGUAAACUUUCGCAACAUAAUUGAAGCGAAUCACUGCAAAAAUAAUUCUCGACGAUGGAUUUCGAGAUAAAAACUGAACAGGAGCUUCACGAUAUUACGAUAUUGACCUUCCAGAAUGUCAUCGACAUGUCCGUGGUACUCAAAGAGCUCUCCAUGAGCGCCAAGAAUUAUCUCAAAUCGCUACAAAAUGUUCGACAGGCAGCGACUUCGUUCUACGAUUCCUUGUCCAAGGUAUCACACAUGGCUGGGCAGUCGAAAGGAACCGCGCGUUCCCUCGGACCCAUCAUUGCUGAUCUGGUAAUUGUCAAGAGGGAGGAGGAAAGUAGACAAAGUGAUGUGCUGAAAUACCUGCAGAAUGAUUUAAUAGCUCCAUUAGACAUCCUGGGGGAUUCAGGUGUCCAGGAGGUGAAAUCUUUGCAGAAAAGUUACAUUCAAGAGAACAAAAGUAAGAUGGAGCUUUUAGAAAGAGCGAAAGGGGAACUGUUGAGAGUUAGGAAAAAAAGUCAAAGAAAUAAACCAACAGAGAAAUAUGAAGAGAAAGAAAAACAGUGUGAGCAAAGAUUGGAGUCAUGCCAAAAAGGACUUAGAGAAUUUAGACUUGCAGGCUGCAGAAAGGCAAUAAAAGAGGAAUGGAAUAGAUAUUGCUUCGUAUUUGACAGAUGCAGUAUUGCUUCCAGAAUUACCAUGGAAUCUUGCGAACAAAGUGCACAGAUACUACGAGGAAAGCUGCCAGUUUGGUUUUCACUCAUAAAAAAGGAUGACUCUGUGUCAAAGGUGAAUGGUUCCAUAUCAAGUGCAGAAAUUAAAAAGGAUGGAAUUAAAAGCGAAAAACUAAAGCUGAGGGCUAAUUUUGCACACACAGCAGCAGAAAAUUCACAGCUUAGUUUCAAAGAGGGUGAUUUAAUAAAUCCAAUCAGUGAAGUUGUUUCAGGAUGGCAAUAUGGAGAAAACUUAAAAACAAACAAGUCUGGCUGGUUCCCGGCUGCUUUCACAGAGGAGGUUAUAGGUGUAAUGACUGGUCCCUCAGUGAGUCAUACAUUACCUGCCAGUGGAAUUCAUCCACGUCCUACACUAGAUUCCAGUGCUGGCCACAAGUCAUUGAAGCGUUAUUCAAGUGCUGGACCAGAUGCAUCAUACUAUCCUCCUCCAGACUAUGUGGAGGAGGACAACAAGGCAGAAAUAAACAGCCUAUCAUCCACAAACACCCCUGGUCUGUCAGGUCCAACUGACAACAGUAGUGCUGCCUUGGAGGUCAGAUCACCAUUGAUACCUCCUCCUCCUCCACCUCUUCCUCCAUCAUUUUCUGCGUUAGGAAAAGGUGAAGAGAAGAAAACCAAGAGUCCUGGUAAUGAAGUAGAACCAAACGGUCAAAUAACAGAAGAUUCUCCUGAUGUGAGUCGCUUGUAAAUUAUGGGAAGGAAGAAUCACAGAGAUGGAAGCUGCUAGCCUCGAAAGAUGAUUACACAGUGAAAGAAUGACAAAUUAGGCCCUCAAUCAAAUGCAUUCUAGCAUUUCCAUUGCUUGCUAAUGAUUGCUUAUUUUGAUGGAAGAUCUCAAAUUAUUGGCCACAUGACUGAAAUACUGUUUUGUGAUAGCAGAACAGUCAUGUGGAUAACUGAAAAAUUUUUAAUUGAGGGAAGGUUUUUUCAGGGCUGAAAUAAUCAAACUGAUUUAUGUGGUAAACGGAAAAAUUAUGCAGAUCUUUGGAGGCUACUGAGCCUAAUAUCUGAGUUAACCCUUCCGUUCUGAAAAUCUAGCCAUCAAUUCUCUGCACUCUCUCUUUUACUGUAUCUAUUUUGUAUGACUUUAGCUCUGAGAGUUUGAUGUUAACCCUUUAACCCCUAAGAGUGACUGGCAUCUAAUUUCUCCUUACAAUAUCACCACUGAAUCACACAUUCACAUCAUGAGAAUACAGGAAAUGAUCACCAACUCUUGAUUGUCAGACAAAUUCUCCUUUUCGGCACCUUAGUAAAUGUACAGAGAACAGUAUGGAGAAUAUGAAUACUGAUGUUGGGGUGUAAAGGGUUAAAUCAAGCAAUAUCCAUUUGUUUAUAUUUUACUGCUCAUCAUCUUUUUGCUGAAAAAUGUUUUGGUAUUGUAAAAACAAUUUCCUUUUUGGUCACUCUUGAAAGAAAUGGUUCAAUGUGCAAAGAAGCAGUGUUUCCAUUUGGCCUGAAAAAUGAUUAUGACAAGCACUUGCUUAGCAUCCUUUUAGUUCUUUCAAAAGUUUUAAGUGAACAGUUUGAUGUACUUAAAUUAUGAUCUCAUAUUUAAUUUGUAGGUUCAUUGAUCAUGUACAAAAUCUGUUAGCCAUAUUGAUGGAAAUAUUUUAUGGAGAGAUCUGAUAUAUCAUAGCUGGAAAUGGGUAAAUUAUUUUUGUGAGCUGUAAAUUGCGAAGAAAAGAAUGAACAAAUUGAUGCUGAAGUUAGCGAUAGAGGGUAACUGGACAAAACUUUAUGAAACACAUGCUAUGAUGUUCAAUUGAUUUCCAAUGAAAAUUAUUGCAGAUUGUAUUUGAUUGUAUUUACAAUAAUCAAUGCUACAUAGUAAAAGUAUGUACCAUUUC
Messenger RNA from Pocillopora verrucosa, 2595 nucleotides. RefSeq names its product BAR/IMD domain-containing adapter protein 2-like 1. NCBI's taxonomy places the organism in Eukaryota, Metazoa, Cnidaria, Anthozoa, Scleractinia, Pocilloporidae. Gene Ontology annotation, molecular function: protein binding. Gene Ontology annotation, cellular component: nucleoplasm; cytosol. The record is from RefSeq and is a predicted model, not a curated record. Gene Ontology annotation, biological process: plasma membrane organization; actin crosslink formation; actin filament bundle assembly.